AUGGCACCUGACGUCCAGAGCGAUAGCCCCCAAGCACGCCAAAUUUCGGACAAAAAAAGGCCAAAAUGGUCCCCAGAAGAAGAUGUUCUGAUCAUCGAGCUUCGGCAGCGCGGAAUGGCGUGGGGAGAUAUCAGCAAGGAACUCCCCGGGCGAAGUGCACUCAGCUGUCGCCUGCACUACCAAAAUUACCUUGAGAGGCGGAAGCAAGCAGAUCCAAGUCGGAAAUGUGGGCGAAAAUUGCAGAGGAGAUGUCCAUCCCCUGGAGGGCCGUUGAAGCUAUGCACUGGCAACUGGGAGAACAAGAAAUGGCGAGACGAUCUAGGACAGUUCCGUUCUCAUUCUCUCAACCCGCAUCAAAACGCUCACGUUCCGUUCAGCUCCCUCCCUUUGCGGAACUCGACGCCGUAUCCCAAGGGAACCGCAGCCACGCAGCUACUCUCUCAACGAUGGGUCAUCCUUCGGCGUGGGAUUGGACGUGGAUGGCGUGAUUAUCGCCGCCGUGGCUUCAUACCAAUAAUAGCCGUACAAUUGGGGUUCGAUACCGCAGCGUUCGAUAGCCAGCCCCACUUUGCUGAGGUCGAGUUGGAAUUCUUCGUCACCUCACAAGCCAACCCGCCAGAAACCCUCUCGCAUAGAGAGAGCCGCGAGCUGUGCAAAACCAUCGAGUUGAUAUACGCGCGAUUGAUUAUUGCAGAGGACAUCAUCAGCGCUCUAGAAGCAGGCCAUUAUUUGGAUGAGGCAUUCGGCGGUCGCAUUUGCAGCUUAAGGGAUAUAAAACGGCGCCUACGACCAUAUCAGCAACAUGACCGACACGAGUCUCGGCCACACCUGCACAAGUGCCCUGCUGCACGAUGUCAGCACCAGUUUGAGACUGCCGAUAACCUGCCACGGCAUAUCCGAAAUACAGCUGAUCUUAGCCACCGGUUUGACAAAGAGAUACUGGACGGGAGAUACUGUUUUCAGUGUGGAAAAGAGUUCGCUUCAGCCAAAUCUCUUUGGUUGCACGAGAAAAACGAUCAUUUAGAAUCGAGCCGCUCCAGGAUUGAUGCUUUUAGGCAAUUGCGCAGAGCUUCACAACAUCCAACUUGCUGCCCGUCAAGGAAGAGGAAACUUGGUGACUGCGAAAGAGGCGCUACAUCGGGGAACCUUCGGGACCAACGCCAGAAACGAUCAGAUUUAUCGAGAACGCCCUCGAGCGGAAAUACUGUUCAUUCUGCUAGGAAGCAAAAUCAGCAGCGCGUACCUGAAGAACAGCGUCCUGACCCGCAACCAGUUGUUGAAGGGACUGCGGCGGACAAAGUUGGCGAGCUUCCCUUUCAUGCUGUAAUGCAGCCAUCGUCGACCGGCUCCGAAAUAUCUGCCUUUGAUUACAGUGUCAAUUCCGUUGCCGAUCCCAGUUCAAUUCACUCCUCAUAUAUCGGCCCCAGCGGAUCCAUCUUCGACUACAGUGUUGAUUCCAUGGCUGAUCCCAGUUCAAUUCACUCUUCAUCUAUUUGUUGA
Histoplasma mississippiense is the source of this 1500-nucleotide messenger RNA. RefSeq lists its product with no specific name. The transcript is spliced from 5 exons. Bases 1 to 1500 code for a protein of 499 amino acids. The record is from RefSeq and is a predicted model, not a curated record. NCBI's taxonomy places the organism in Eukaryota, Fungi, Ascomycota, Eurotiomycetes, Onygenales, Ajellomycetaceae.